Panicum virgatum (switchgrass) is the source of this 1047-nucleotide messenger RNA. RefSeq names its product rhodanese-like domain-containing protein 10. Bases 165 to 812 code for a protein of 215 amino acids. Gene Ontology annotation, cellular component: chloroplast. NCBI's taxonomy places the organism in Eukaryota, Viridiplantae, Streptophyta, Magnoliopsida, Poales, Poaceae. The transcript is spliced from 2 exons. The record is from RefSeq and is a predicted model, not a curated record.
UCAUCUGUUCGGACGAAUCGUGCGGCCAGGAGCUGUGAUGACCCACGCACCAACGGCGCGGAUUGGACCUAGAACAUCGUGUGGAUAAGUGUGACCUGGCCACGUAUGCUGCAAGUGAGGGCUCAGGACUGAACUGACAGGCAGCGACCAAUCGGCCGGUGGACAUGGCGAUGGUUGCUGCUGCGGCGGCGGCAUCCACCUGCAUCAUCAGGUGCGCCUCCCCUGGCCCGCCUCGCUCGCGCGUCAGGGCGCAGGCGACGUCGUGGGCCGGCGGCGCCGAGGCGCUGGUGCGGUCGGGCGCGGUGAAGGCCGUGCGGCCCAAGGACGCGGCGGAGGCGCUGGGCGGUGAGGGGUUCAGGCUGCUGGACGUGCGGCCGCCGUGGGAGCGCGCCCGCGCCGGCGUGCGGGGCUCGGCGCACGUGCCGCUGUUCGUGGGGGACGACGACAUGGGCCCCGUGACUCUGCUCAAGAAGUGGGUCCACUUCGGCUACAUCGGGCUCUGGACUGGCCAGGCCUUCACCAAGAUGAACGACUGCUUCGUCGACGACGUCGCCGCCGCCGUCGCCGGCGACGGCGGCAAGGACGCCAAGCUCCUCGUCGCCUGCGGCGAAGGCCUCAGGUCGCUGAUCGCGGUGAGGAUGCUGCACGACGACGGGUACCGGAACCUGGCGUGGCUCGCCGGCGGGUUCAGCAAGUGCGCCGACGGCGACUUCCCGGACGUGGAGGGGGAGAGCAAGCUGCAGUACGCCACCAUCGGGGGCGCGUCCUACAUCUUCCUCCAGAUCCUGCUGCUGCUGGGGGUCGUGAAAUGAUCCACGAGCGCCCCAGCACGUACUCUCCCCAUGUCCCUCCCGACUUUUGCUCCGAUCCCCUUUGCUCGGUUUUUGCUAGCAGUAUAACCAUCAAUGUACUUCCAAUCUGGUUGCAGAAUAGUAGAUGUAGAUUCGCGGCUACUGAGUUUGUCGCAGCUAGUUAUUCAAAAAAAAAAAAAGUUUGUUGUAGCUGGACUUCGCAUUGACGCGGCGAAAAAUGUGUCUCUUCUCUUUA